AAAAAUCCACGACUAGCUCCUUCCGGAUAUGUUUUGGCCGCACCUUUCUUUGUCGUCAGUUCCAAACACAGUUCAAAGCCUUCAAGUGCUCCAGUCUUGGUCCUGUUCCAAGUCAACGGCGGCAGCCAGCGAGCUCCGGCUUCGAUUCAAGCGAGCGGCGGGCGGCCGCUCCGCCGAAGAGCAGCUGCGCGAUAUGCACCGGCGGCGGCUGAGAGAGCAGCACCACUCAACUCCACACGCCAUUGCUCGCCCUCUCGCAGCGACGGAUUCAUGGAGGUCGCGAUGGGGUUGCUGUCGAGGCUCAUCCACAAGGUUGGGGAUCUGCUCGUCGGCGAGUACAAGCUGCAGAGCGGGGUGAAGGGGGAGAUCAUGUUCCUCCAACCUGAGCUCGAGAGCAUGCAGGGGGCGCUCAAGGAGAUUGCCACUGCUCCUCCGGACCAGCUCUUUGAGCAGGACAAGAUCUGGGCCAGCGAGAUGCUGGAGCUCUGCUACGACAUCGAGGACAGCAUCGACAUGUUCAUGGUACACUGCACGGGUGGUGCGCCGUCAGGGCCGGUUGGUAUGAGGGGGUUCAUCCAUAGGAGCCUGAAUUUGGUGACGAGGCUCCGGAUCCGCCGUCAGGUUGCUACCGACAUCAGAGACAUCAAGAGGCGUGUCAUAGAGGCCGGCGAGCGGUGCGAGAGGUACAGGAUCGAUGUGGCUAGGCCUGCUGCUGUCGAUCCUCGUUUGUUGGCUCAUUACAGCAAGGCAACAGAGCUUGUGGGGAUUGAUGAGGCUAGAGAUGAGGUGAUUAGCAUUCUGAUGGAAGGCAACAGAGCUUGUGGAUGGCGGUGAAGGGCAGCCGGGAUCGGAGCUCGGGUCGGGCGGCAGCUGUGACGUCUAUUCCUGGAUCGAGGGCGUAAGCACCGGUGGAUUGCGGGUUUCUUGGUUUGCGCCACAAAACCAAGCUGG
This is a messenger RNA of Panicum virgatum (switchgrass), 951 nucleotides long. RefSeq lists its product as uncharacterized. The transcript has 2 exons. Lineage: Eukaryota; Viridiplantae; Streptophyta; Magnoliopsida; Poales; Poaceae. The coding region runs from base 271 to 834 and encodes 187 amino acids. The record is from RefSeq and is a predicted model, not a curated record.